UUCAUUUGGCAUCAUUCUCUCUUCUCCCUCUCCUUGGCUGCGACAGGCUCCUUGGGUUCUUCUCCUCCAUACUCUGAUUUCCCCCAUUCUUGCUUUCAAUGGUUUUGGAAACUUCUUCCACCGCCUUAUCUCCUUCCCCUCUUAUAUUUCCACCUUCUAUUUAAGCUUCCUUGAUAUGAAAUUAGAAGAAUAACUCACCUACGAGAAAAAUCUAAAAGCUUGCUAAUAACUCUGUGAUUUUUUACUUUUGUGACUGAUAUUAUUCUCUAUGAACAAAACCUUGGUGAUCUCUUGCUGGGAAUUUUGAGCAACCGUGAGUAAGAUUGCUGGCCUUUGGUGGCCGUGUGCUUGCCUUUCCGGACCUCAGCUUCCUGAGCCUUUAUUCCUUUAUUUUAUUCUGUUUUUGUAUUUGUUUUUCUUUAUUCUUGUAUUAUUUUUGUAAAUCGGUUUGUAUAUUGUAAGAUUUAAAAAACCACUAUGUCCGUAAUGCUGGUUAGGGCAAGUUUAUGGGCUAUUGCUGAAGGAAUUAACUCCCAAUAGUGAUAAGAGAGCCUUAAGGUUCUGAUUUCUCUAGUGGCGGUACCUUACAGGCAACCAUUAGCUAUGAUCAUAGCCGGGAUCCGGCCUUGGGCCUGAUUCCCUUUAUAGAUCCUGGUCCAAGGUGGAUAAUGUUAAAAAUUGUGUCCCAUGACCGUUAUGCUCCAUUCUGGGUGCCGAUGAUUAGUGCAGCAGUCUGGAAUGUGCAGGGCCUGAACCUCCGAGAUCAUCAGGUAUCGGUCAUUGAUCUUGUUUAUGAAUAUCGGUUGCAUUUAGUGGGUUUAUUGGAAACUAGAGUUGCUGCUAAUACUGUCUCUAGAAUCCAGUUAAAUAUGUUGCCUCGUUGGAAUUGGUUUAUUGAUUAUAGUGGUCCCAGCAAUCGUAUAUGGGUUGCUUGCGAUGAUGAUUGGCAAGGUUUGGAUGUGGUUGAUGUUGGCUCUCAACAUAUUCAAUGUUGUGUUCUUACUAGAAAUUUGAAUCAUCAUGUGUUACUUACAAUUGCGUAUGGAGCCAAUGAGUUGGGUUUGCAAAGAGAAUUUUGGCAGGAUCUUGGCCAUCUUGCGCAUGUUAUUGAUGACUCCCCUUGGCUUGUGGGUGGUGAUUUCAAUAUUGUACUUGAUAUGAGUGAAAUGUGCGUCACUUCUGGGGACAUCUGUGUUGCUAUGGAGGAAUUUCGAACAUGCCUACAUGACACGAGCCUACUCUGCUUGCCGAUGCAAGGGGAGCGUUUCACAUGGCACAACUGUAGUAGUGAUGCGAAGCCUUUGGAAGCGACUUGAUCAAUUUCUCAUUAAUGAAGGUGGUUGGCGCACUAGUCGGCUACGCAUUAUAUAGACCACUCUCCACUGGUCAUGUGUAGUGAUGAUGACUCCACUAAUGUGAGUUUGGUUCCUUUUGCUAAUUUUUUAGCCUUGUCUUCGGCAUUCACCCCUUCUGUGUGGCGUGUGUGGUGUAAUCACAUUGUGGGCACUGCUAUGUAUGCUGUUACCUGUAAGCUGAAGGCGCUCAAGCCUAUCUUUCGCUAGCAAAGGAGGAAUAAGGGUGAUCUUGCAGCUAAUGUUCAUAUGACUAAGGGAUUUCUUGACAAAGCGCAGUCCUGUUACAAUUAGACCGGCAUAAUUCACUCCUCAUCCAGUUGGAGCACUGCUGCAAAUUGAUUCUAUUGUUGGCUACGCGGUUGGAGCAAAGCAUGCUGCAGCAACGUGCGAAGAUGGCCUAGAAGAAGGGUGGUGACCAAUGCUCUCGUGUCUUCUUUUAGAAGGUGGCAGCUCGACGGUCUGCAAAAUGGAUCUUCCAAAUUGUGAACUGUGAUGGUACUUUGUUGACAGAGCACAUGGAAGUCAAGGAUGAAUUUGUCGCUUAUUUUUAGCGAUUAUUAGGAAGAGAUCGACGGUCGAGGUAUAUUGACUUACAGUACCUACGACAGUGGGUGCGUCAUAUCUUGACACCCGAGGAAGCACAUGACUUAAUACGGCCGAUCACCCCGACUUAGGUUAAAAUGGUUGUAUUUGACAUUGCUGAGUAUAAAGCUCUAGAACCUGAUGGCUAUACUUCUGGUUUCUUCAAAGCCGCUUGGUCAAUGGUGGGUCCAGAGGUCACUCAAGCCACUUUGGAUUUCUUUUGCACCAGUAAACUUCUCAAACAGGUGAAUGCUACUCUCCUGGCACUUAUCCCUAAGGUACACAACCCUUCCACAGUGGCCGAGUUUCGGCCAAUUUCUUGUUGUAAUGUACUAUAUAAGGUGAUUACGAAAAUUAUAGUACAACGGUUGCGUAUGGUGUUGGAUGAUUUGGUUAGUCCACGCAAAAUGCUUUUGUUCCAGGCCGAUCGAUUAGUGAUAAUAUAUUAUUGGCACAAGAGCUAUUUACAGGUUAUAAACAGCAAUGGCUUCCGCCAUGAUGUGCUUUGAAGGUAGACUUGCGAUAUGAUACGGUGGAAGGAGAUUUGUUAUUGGCAGCCAUGCGCUUAUUUGGAUUCCCGGGAACGUUCAUUGGGUGGAUUGAGGAGUAUAUUACCACGCCAUCCUACUCAGUCUGUCUUAUUGGGGUAGCUCAUGGGUUCUUUCGUGGUGCGAGAGGAUUGCGACAGGGUGACCCCAUGUCCCUAGUAUUUAUUUGUUCUUGCUAUGGAGGUGCUUCGGAUGCUUUUACAACAACUCAUUGACCAAGAUGGCGGGUUCUCCUUCCACUGGAGAUGUAAUAAGAUCGGUUUUUUCCAACUUUGCUUUGCUGAUGAUUUGCUUUUAUUUUGUAGGGCGGAUGAGCCGUCAUUUGUGUUUUUAAGAAGAGACUUGAUUCGUUUGCAUCACUAUCCGGAUUGUGUGUCAAUCCUAAAAAAAACCAUCUCAUCAUUUCAAAAUCGGCUCAUGGCAUUUAAGAUUGGCUGCUUGAAUUGCUAUCAUUUAGUGAGGGCCAUCUACCUCUCCGUACCUUGUACUUCCACUCCUUGCCUCUCGUAUUUCGAUUAGGGACUGCGAUCCUCUUCUAUAGAAGAUUGAUAGUCGCAUAAGAGGAUGGGAAGGGAUGCGACUCACCUUCGCCGGCAGGUUACAACUUAUUUAAUCUGUUUUAUUGUCCUAUCUCACCUAUUGGGCAUCGACAUUUAUUUUGCCAAAAACAGUGCUCAAGGAUAUUGGGAAGCGUCUGUCUUCUUUUCUUUGGAAAGACACUAUUGGUACGGGUUACCCAAAGUUGCUUGGAAAACCAUUUGCAGAUCCGUGGAUGAGGGUAGGUUCGGGUUGAGAGAUGUUCUUGCUCUGAAUCAAGCUUUAAUGUGCAAAUAUUUAUGGAAGAUUAUUACGAGGCAACGUGACUCCAUCUGGGUUGAUUCGAUAUUCCAUACUCCACUUGUCAAUGAAACUAUUUGGACAGUUAGUGACAACAAGGGCUUAGGGGGUUGGCGUCAGGUCUUUGCUCUUAGCUAGCCUAUGCUCCCAAACAUCGAUUUUCAGCCAUGAGAAGACCGUAUAGUAGGCGAUUAGAAGGGGGCAUAUUCACAAUGGCCUCUAUGUAUCACCUCUUCCGUCCCCAUGGACCCAAGGUAGCUAGCUUGGUAUUCACUAUUCUUGGGUCCUUUCAAAAUUCCCUGCAAUCAAUUUAUAUUAUGGUUAGCCGUUUUUGGGAAACUUUCUACACUUGACAAACUUUGGCUAUCCCACACUGGAGGGGCAUGUGUCUUAUGCCAAGACCGAUCACUUGAUACCCAUGUUCACUUAUUCUUUCGCUGCAGUUAUGCUCGUCAGUGCCUUGCAGGUAUCUGGAGGAUAGUACGGUUCCAAUGGCCCGCUCGAUCUUGGGCUACUGAUGUGGAGUGGAUGUCGAUCAAGUGGAGGGGGAGCACGUCGUCAACGCAUCAUUUCGGGCAUUAACGGCUUCCUUCGUUUAUCACCUAUGGCAAGAGUAGAACCAAUGAAUCUUUCAGCACACCAACCACUCUUGUUCCACACUUGUGAAAAUUAUAGUUGAUGAGAUUAGGCUUGCUAUAGUUAGUCACACUCUCCUCUCAGCUAUUAGUACACGAGGACUUUAUAAACUAUGGAGGAUCCCUUAAUUUGAAGGGACUUCUAAUGCUUGAACCAUGUUAUACUAUUAUUUUUCAUUA
Molecule: messenger RNA, 4137 nt
Organism: Sesamum indicum (sesame)
Lineage: Eukaryota; Viridiplantae; Streptophyta; Magnoliopsida; Lamiales; Pedaliaceae
Source: RefSeq, a predicted model, not a curated record